This is a messenger RNA of Anopheles cruzii, 1756 nucleotides long. Its product is annotated as F-box-like/WD repeat-containing protein TBL1X. Gene Ontology annotation, biological process: regulation of transcription by RNA polymerase II. Gene Ontology annotation, molecular function: protein binding; transcription corepressor activity. Gene Ontology annotation, cellular component: histone deacetylase complex. Lineage: Eukaryota; Metazoa; Arthropoda; Insecta; Diptera; Culicidae. The record is from RefSeq and is a predicted model, not a curated record. The coding region runs from base 53 to 1567 and encodes 504 amino acids. The transcript has 4 exons.
CUAGUUACAACAUUGUACGGAAUCGUAGAAGCACAUAACACGUUAAAGUGCAAUGAGCUUCUCCAGUGACGAGGUGAACUUUUUAGUUUACCGCUAUCUUCAAGAAUCGGGUUUUUCUCAUUCGGCGUAUACGUUCGGUAUCGAGUCGCACAUCUCACAGAGCAACAUCAAUGGAGCGCUGGUGCCUCCGGCCGCCUUGUUGAGUAUUCUGCAGAAGGGCCUCCAGUACACGGAAGCCGAGAUAAGCAUCGGAGAGGAUGGAAGUGAGCAGCGGUUGGUAGAGAGCCUAAGCCUCAUUGACGCCGUGAUGCCGGAAGUGGUUGCUAUCCGCCAGAACAUGCAGAAUCAACAAAAGCAAACGAUUAAAACAGAAGCUCCGGAAACGAAUGGCACUACGGAAGAACCUGCCCCUCCAGCGACCAGCACAACCACUACCUCCUCCACGACACCGGCUCCGGCCGAAACGAUGGAAGUGGAUCAGAGCAUCGAGAUACCGGCUUCCAAAGCCACUGUACUGCGUGGACACGAGAGUGAGGUGUUCAUUUGCGCCUGGAACCCGAGUACCGAUUUGCUGGCAAGUGGAUCGGGCGACAGCACUGCUCGCAUCUGGGAUAUGUCGGACAAUCCGGCCAAUCCGAACCAGCUCGUGCUACGGCAUUGCAUCCAGAAAGGUGGGACAGAGGUGCCCAGCAACAAGGACGUCACUUCGUUGGAUUGGAACUGUGACGGCACGCUGCUGGCCACCGGGUCGUACGAUGGCUAUGCUCGUAUCUGGCGCACGGAUGGGUUACUGGCCAGCACACUCGGUCAGCACAAGGGACCGAUUUUUGCACUCAAGUGGAACAAGCGUGGAAAUUACAUUCUUUCGGCGGGCGUCGAUAAAACCACCAUCAUCUGGGAUGCGGCGACUGGUCAGUGUACACAACAGUUUAGCUUCCACUCUGCACCGGCCCUCGACGUCGACUGGCAAUCGAAUCAAUCGUUUGCCAGCUGCAGCACCGAUCAGUGCAUCCACGUGUGCAAAUUAGGCGUAGACAAGCCGAUUAAGUCUUUUCAGGGACACACGAACGAAGUAAACGCGAUCAAGUGGGACCCGCAGGGUCAGCUGUUGGCAUCUUGCUCGGAUGAUAUGACACUGAAGAUCUGGUCCAUGAAGCAGGACACUUGUGUACACGAUCUGCAGGCGCAUUCAAAGGAAAUUUAUACCAUCAAAUGGUCCCCCACUGGUACGGGAACACAGAACCCGAACAUGAACCUGAUCUUGGCCAGUGCAUCGUUCGAUUCGACCGUUCGCCUGUGGGACGUAGAACGAGGCGUUUGCAUUCACACGCUGACAAAACACACGGAACCGGUUUACUCCGUCGCCUUUAGCCCGGACGGAAAGUUCCUCGCGUCUGGUAGCUUUGACAAAUGUGUCCACAUUUGGAGCACGCAAAGCGGUCAGCUGGUGCACAGCUACAAAGGUACGGGAGGAAUCUUCGAGGUGUGCUGGAACUCGCGCGGCAGCAAGGUUGGUGCUAGUGCCAGCGAUGGAAGUGUGUUUGUGCUGGAUUUACGGAAGUUAUGAGCAACCGUGGCAACUACGCCACCGGCAGCAUCAGGAGGAGGAGCACUGCAGUUGAUGACUGCUGCUGAGAAGAAGUCUUAAACAAUCACCACACUAAUACACACCCUACACAGAGCAAGGAUUCCAAAAGUGGAAUUAACGCUCUUCAUUAGCAGACAGGGACAAGAAUUGAUCACGACUAGGAAGGAC